AGUGUAAAGAGUAUAUUAGAGUUGUGUAUUAUUAAUUAAUUAUUACUUUUAGGACAAACUAGUGACGACUAUGGCAGAAACUGGCCCAUUUUCCAGCAGUACUGCUUUCUGUGCACGAUGUGGUUCUAUAUUACCACUGCUCCAAGAAUUCGGCUCGGUCAAAUGUUAUGCUUGCAAAGCCUCAUUUGAUGCUGAAAAUUUCAGCGACUUAAAAUUCAACUAUACAAUUCAUUUCAACACAGUAUCAGUGGUGAGCAAUGAAAAUAUACUGAAUAUGGAUGGUCCAGAAGGUCCUGUUGUGGAACGGAAGUGUCCGAAAUGUGGUCACGAUAGAAUGUCUUAUGCUACAUUACAACUGCGGUCUGCUGAUGAAGGACAGACCGUGUUCUACACUUGUAUAUCUUGCAAUGCGGGGGCCGGGCGGCAGGUGCGCGCAGACGCGGCGGCGCGCCAGUCUCCCGCGGCACUCGCUCCGACCACACGUCGCGACACACCGCUCAACUAUCGACAAACUCGACACAACAGCACACCAGAACGAAGUAAAGCACGUACGCAGCGGAGCGAGGGGGACUGGGAUGCCGUCUCCUCCUUUUGCGAAGCAGUCAUGCUAGCUAAGGAGGAGGCGGGACGCGUGAGGCAGCGAAGCGCUGCCUCCUCGCGACCCAGCCAUCGCGAAGGACACACCGGGCGUCGGGGAUCGCGGGACGAUCUCCGGCCACCGCGGGGGCAGUCAUUCGAUGAUUUUCCGCCCUUAGAACAAAAAAAAACCCAAACGCCCCUUUAG
This is a messenger RNA of Spodoptera littoralis (African cotton leafworm), 784 nucleotides long. The record is from the annotation of a GenBank genome assembly. Lineage: Eukaryota; Metazoa; Arthropoda; Insecta; Lepidoptera; Noctuidae.